AUGGCUUUCUCAUUGGAUAGAUCCAAUACAAUCGGCUUCAUUGGCCUAGGAGCCAUGGGCCACCACAUGCUCAACAACCUCGUAGCAAGACACAAGCGGCCAGGAAGUGGAGAGGUUGGCUAUGCCCUGUGUGAUGUAGAUCAGGCGGCAGUGGACAAGAUCGUGAAGCACCACGCAUCAGAGCACCCAAAUACACCUCUUGUGAGCUGCUCAUCACCCUAUGAUGUAGCACAGAAAGCUUCCGUCAUCAUCAGCAUGGUUCCUACCGGGAGACACGUCGAGGAUGUCUACGUGGAUGGAAGUAAGAGCGUGCUUAGUGCUCUUGAGUCCAUGAGCCAAGAAGAGCGUGCAGCAACCCUUUGCGUGGAUCAGUCCACUAUUGAGCAAAAGGUCAGCAAGACAGUCGCAUGGCGACUGAGGGAAGCUGGUGCAGAUCUUGUAGACGCCCCUGUCUCAGGAGGUGUCAUCGGUGCAGAGAAAGGCACCUUGGCCAUCAUGGUUGGGGGAUCCAAAUCCUCCUUCGAUCGAGCAGUCCCAGUACUAGAGUCUAUGUCUCGAAAGGUAACAUACUGUGGGGACCUCGGCGCUGGACUUGCUGCAAAGAUCGCAAAUAACCUUCUUCUGGGUAUCACUAUGCUUGGCUUGAGCGAAGCCAUGUUGCUCGGCAAGAGGCUUGGUGUUGAUUCUCAAGUACUCGCCGAUAUCAUAAAUAACUCUACGGGCCGCUGUUGGUCUAGCGAGAUCAACCACCCGGUCUCCGAUGUCAAAGUCAGUGGAUCUAGCCCUCCAGCGCACCGAAACUACGAGGGUGGCUUCGUGACGAAGCUGGCUCACAAAGAUCUUGCUCUUGCGGUUUCAGCCGCUGAUGAGGCAGAUGUACCUCUUGCUGUGGGCCGAUGCGUUGAAGAGUUCUAUCGGCCAUUGGCAAACUCUGAAGAGUUUGGAAACCGCGACUUCAGUGUUAUCUACAAAGCACUUGAUGCCAUGGGCUCUUCAGCAGGAAACCCCAAGUUCUAG
This is a messenger RNA of Alternaria burnsii, 1017 nucleotides long. Its product is annotated as 3-hydroxyisobutyrate mitochondrial precursor. Lineage: Eukaryota; Fungi; Ascomycota; Dothideomycetes; Pleosporales; Pleosporaceae. Gene Ontology annotation, molecular function: 3-hydroxyisobutyrate dehydrogenase activity; NADP binding; NAD binding. Gene Ontology annotation, biological process: L-valine catabolic process. The coding region runs from base 1 to 1017 and encodes 338 amino acids. Gene Ontology annotation, cellular component: mitochondrion. The transcript has 7 exons. The record is from RefSeq and is a predicted model, not a curated record.